Helianthus annuus (common sunflower) is the source of this 4213-nucleotide messenger RNA. RefSeq names its product pentatricopeptide repeat-containing protein At3g02330, mitochondrial. The transcript is spliced from 2 exons. Gene Ontology annotation, molecular function: RNA binding; protein binding. The record is from RefSeq and is a predicted model, not a curated record. The coding region runs from base 240 to 2894 and encodes 884 amino acids. Gene Ontology annotation, biological process: RNA modification. NCBI's taxonomy places the organism in Eukaryota, Viridiplantae, Streptophyta, Magnoliopsida, Asterales, Asteraceae.
UCUAAUUCGAGUCAGCUAACAAAUUCUGACCUAAUUAACCUAGUCAAAUUUGAAAAGGCAGACUUCUCCCCCGCUCGUUAACAAUUCAGCGACGCACGCCAGACCACAGCUUCAAUCCCAUCGUUCCGGCUCCAUUUUUCUUCAAUUCCAUGCAUUUGCAGAUUGCCCAGUCACUCUCAACCGAUAACAUACGCAGAGGAAUGCCUAAGGGGCUAAACUGCGCCAAAGAAUGACUUCAGAUGUUCAAGUCACUCGUCGUCAUCUCUCACACCCGUACCUGUUUCACAACAAUCAUCCCAUUUUGCCCCAAACAUUACUCUACACAAACACAUACACUUGACGAUUUCCACAACCCAAAAGUUUCAAAACCCUUUACGACUUUUGUCAAAAGAACAUUCUCCCACAUAUACCAACAAUGUUCACAUCAAAAGACCGUCGAUCAAGGAAAACAAGCACAUGCUCACAUGAUUGCAUCCGGGUUUGUACCCACUAUCUUUGUCACAAAUUGUUUGAUCCAGAUGUACAUCAAGUGUUCGAACAUGCAGUAUGCCCACAAGGUGUUCGACGAAAUGCCUCAAAGAGACACAAUCUCAUGGAACGCUAUGGUUUUCGGGUAUGCUGGGAUUGGGAACAUGAGUAUGGCCCAGAACAUGUUUGAUUCAAUGCCCGAGAGAGAUGUGGUUUCGUGGAACUCGUUGAUUUCAGGGUACUUACAGAACAGUAAUUGUGGGAAAUCAGUUGAAGUUUUUAUGCGAAUCCGAAGAGAGGGUGUGGAGGUGGAUGCCACGACAUUUGCUGUGGUUUUGAAGGCGUGUUUAGGUUUGGAGGAUUAUCGUUUAGGGGUUCAAGUUCACGGACAUCUUAUUCGAACCGGGUCCGUUCAUGAUGUGGUGGCAGGAAGCGCGACCGUAGAUAUGUACGCAAAAUGCAAGAAACUAAAGGAAUCAAUAUCCUUUUUCAAAGAAAUGCCUGUGAAGAAUUGGGUAUCAUGGAGCGCGUUGAUCGCUGGUUGCGUACAAAACGACGAGCCUUUACGCGGUUUGGAACUAUUCAAAAGUAUGCAAAAAGACGGGUUAGGAGUUAGCCAAUCAACAUAUGCUAGUCUUUUUCGAUCAUGUGCAGGCUUGACCGCAUUAAAUUUCGGUUCUCAAUUACAUGGUCAUUCUCUAAAGAUGAAUUUCGGUUCUGAUUUGAUAGUAGGAACCGCAACUUUGGAUAUGUAUGCGAAAUGUGACAGGUUAAGCGAUGCAAAAAAACUGUUUCGCACGUUAUCGAUUCGUAAUCGACAGUCAUACAACGCGAUUAUUAUAGGUUGUGCGCGUGUUGGUGAAGCUUUUGAAGCAUUGCAGCUGUUUCGUAAUCUAAGGCGCACCGAUCUUGGUUUUGAUGAGAUUACUUUAUCAGGUGCGUUUAGCGCAUGUGCGGUAAUUAAAGCGUAUACCUUUGGGGUGGGAUUACACGGGUUGACAAUCAAGAGUAUGUUGCAGUCCAACGUGUGCGUUGAAAAUGCCAUGCUUGAUAUGUACGGAAAAUGUGGAGCUCUGACGGAAGCACGCUGCGUGUUUGAUGACAUGCGGAUAAGAGACGCGGUCUCUUGGAAUGCGAUUAUUGCUGCUUAUGAGCAAAACGGUAACAUAGAUGAAACGCUUGAACUUCUUGUUUCGAUGCUGGGUUCGGGUCUAGAACCCGACGAGUUCACUUUCGGUAGUGUGUUAAAAGCUUGUGCGGGUUUGAAAGCGUUAAACUACGGAACAGAGAUUCAUGGUAGAAUAGUUAAAUUCGGGAUGGGUUUGGAAUGUUUUGUCGGAAGCGCGCUUGUAGAUAUGUAUUGCAAAUGCGUGAGAAUCGAAGACGCGGAAAAGCUUCAUGAAAGAAUGGAGGAACAAACAAUGGUGGCGUGGAACGCGAUCAUUUCGGGAUUCUCGGAUCAAGAACAAAGUGAAGAAGCGCAAAAAUUCUUUUCCCGGAUGUUACAAUCCGGAACAAAACCCGACAACUUCACAUUUGCAACGGUUCUCGACACGUGUGCGAAUCUCGCAACCGUCAGUUUAGGAAAACAAAUACACGGUCAAAUCAUUAAACAAGAAAUGCAAUCCGACGUGUUCAUUUGCAGCACACUUGUUGAUAUGUAUUCAAAGUGCGGCAACAUGCACGAUUCACGAUUAAUGUUUGACAAGUCAACUAAUAAAGAUUUCGUCACAUGGAACGCGAUGAUUUGCGGGUACGCUAACCACGGACAUGCAAACGAUGCGAUAGGUAUUUUCGAGUCCAUGAAACUAAACAAUGUGAAACCGAAUCAUGCGACUUUUGUGUCGGUCCUAAGAGCGUGUGCACACAUGGGCCAAGUGGAAAGAGGGUUAGAAUACUUCAACUCGAUGUCGAACAAUUACAAACUAAACCCUCAAUUAGAACAUUACUCAUGCAUGGUGGAUAUAUUAGGCCGGUCGGGUCAAGUCAACAAGGCGUUAAAUCUUAUUAACGACAUGCCAAUCGAACCCGAUGAUGUUAUAUGGAGAACCUUACUUGGUAUAUGCAAGUUACAGAAGAACGUGGAGGUGGCUGAGACGGCUGCAAGUCGGCUUAUUCAGCUGGACCCACAAGAUUCAAGCACGUAUGUACUGUUAGCGAAUAUUUACGCUGAUGCGGGGAUGUGGGAAAAGGUCUCGAAGAUUAGAAAGAGUAUGAGACGUGUUGGGUUGAAGAAAGAACCCGGUUGCAGCUGGAUUGAGGUGAAAUCCGAGCUGCAUAUGUUUGUUAUUGCGGAUAAAGCGCACCCAAGAUGCAACGAGAUUUAUGACAAGUUGGAUGAGUUAGUUGGGGAGAUGACAUGGUCUCGAUAUGUGAAGAAUGAUGCCGAGGGACCAGAAGAUGAUCGUGCGGCUUGUUAUGCGUAGUGUGUAUUAUGAAUGAGUCGAUAUGCCUAAUUUUUUUAGACUAAAUGCAAAAUUUUGAUUUACAUACAUGUAAUUUACUAUAAUGUUUUACUAAUGCUAAUACCUACGAAUUUCGCGGUGUUGAGAAAUGAUAUAUUUUUUAUUUUUAGAAAAAAAAAAUGCGCGACUUGUAAGCACUACACUAAAAAUGAGGCUAAACCAAGGCUCAAUAAACAUGAUAUCAAAAGCGCUUCUUACAUAGCAUGAGCUACAUCAAUUCCUAUGCGAGCGAUUCCACACAUGCAUACUCUUCUUAGAUUAGAUUACAACGGCAAAUUAAAAUAGCCCAUAUUAGUCAAUGUAUAUGCUACGAUAUACAUAGCCCGCUAGUUGUACAUUAACGUUGAUUAAAGGAACAUGCCAUUUAUUACUAUAUAAUUUCUAAAUAUUUUAUAAUUUUUAAUUUAUACUUGUAGACUUUCACCAAAGAUAUUAUUCAUGCAUUUUAAUGCUUAUCAAAACAAUAUGUACAUUUUGUAUAAUUUCAUCAGUUUAGUUUUUCUAGCAUAUUACUAUGUUAGUUAGUUGAGUAAACCUAAAUAUUUAUAGCAUUUUACCCUUAAUCUUUUGCUUUAAAAGCAUUAUUAGGUAUAUGAUAAUCCAAUUAUUUAUUUUAGACAAACUUGAGCUCAAAGGAGCCAUUCUUGAAACAGCAUUUGCUUUUGAGUUUGUAACUGGGCGAAUACAAGGGUAAAAUGUAAGCAUAUGCACUCACUAUUAAUGAAUUUAUUUUUACAUGUCAAUAAAGAAACAUGAAAGCAAAAACAAAAUGGUAAAAAGAAAAACUAAAACAAUAAUAUUUAAACUAUACCAUUCACAAUUACACCUCAAAUAAUCUACUUAAAAGUAUAUUACAUCAUGGUUUGCAAAACAAACAAACAUGUAAAACAACAUUAAUCCACAAAUAAAACUUGCAAAAACCAAAUAUUGCAUUUACCACCAUUCCAGUGAACUAUUCUAGUCAUCUUCUCAAACCCCAACAUUUGGAAUUCCAGGUCAUGUUACACUUGAGCAUGAUGUAUCAUUUAGUUCCAUUUUGAUAAUAAAAAUUAACGCCAUCGCCAUAAAUCAUCAAAGUAAUUAAAAUCAUACCUCCAGGCUCCACUCAAUGGUGUGGACGGACUUCCCCAAUAUGCAGCAGCUAGUUAUCAUUGAUUUCAAUCUGAAAUUUAAAAUUUAUAUGUCCCAAAAUACAACUAAUCACCCAAUAUGCACCUCGUUAUCAUUGAUUUCUUUGUGCCCAAGUACCAUUAAUCGAAAAUAUUAAAAAAAAAAAAAAA